AGUUGGCAUCUCUUGGUCAAUUGUGCCGAGUAAUGCAAAAGCGUCGCAGCAGCAGCUGCAAGCAAAUUCAAUAAGCAAAUUGAAAACACAAGUCAAGCGAAAAUAAAUAUAGAUAGAAAUUAAAUACAUAUGGAGGAGCUACGCAAGCAUUUAUCAAAGGUGAGCGUACCAUGUGGUACAGCGCCCAUCUACAAAGACGAAUGCGUGUUCUCCUACGACAAUCCGGAAACCCCAACGGGACUCUACGUCUGUCUGCAGACAUUUCUAGGCUUUGGCGAGGCUUUCGUCUGCGAAUAUGCCGCUAAAACGGGCAAUGCCGUUUUCCUGCACAUCAAGCGCGAACGCAAACUGAAGGCAGGCGAAUCCCAUCACGACCAAACGACGGAAGCCGGCCCAGAGCGUAAAAUUACACGUUUGGCCAUCGGCGUCGAUGGUGGCUACAAUGAAUCGGAUCUUGCCAAAAAGUAUGAGAUUAAGGAUACGUACAGCAUUGUUGUGGCACCGCAUCUGGACAAGAAGCUACCCUAUCCGGAUGCAGAGCUACCCAUGCGUGUCACACAGGCCGUGGAGGCGGUGCUUGAGGCGGACUCAGCCAUUGCCAAGCUGGAGAAGGCAACGCUAAUGGGCACCUGGGAUGGCGAGGUGCGUCAGGCGUCCAAACAUGCGGAGAAUCUGCAGCAGCUGGACAACGGCAAGAAAAUACCGCCAGCUGGCUGGCAAUGCGAAAAAUGUGAGCUGACCAACAAUCUGUGGCUGAACCUCACAGAUGGCUCCAUUAUGUGUGGACGCAAAUUCUUCGAUGGCAGCGGUGGCAAUGAUCAUGCCGUGGAGCAUUAUCGCCAGACGGGCUAUCCACUGGCAGUCAAACUGGGCACAAUUAGUGCUGAUGGUAAAUCGGAUGUGUUCUCUUAUCCCGAGGAUGAUAUGGUGCUGGAUCCACAUUUGGGCAAGCAUUUAAAGCAUUUUGGCAUCAAUAUGGCGGCGAUGCAAAAGUGUGAGAAGUCCAUGGUUGAGCUGGAGCUGGAAAUUAAUCAGCGCAUUGGGGAGUGGUCCGCUCUGACGGAGAGCGAGAGUGAACUGCAACCGUUGGCCGGGCCCGGGCUGACGGGCAUGCGCAAUCUGGGCAACUCGUGCUACAUCAACAGUGUGAUGCAGGUGCUCUUUGCCAUACCCGAUUUCCAGCAGCGUUUUGUGGGCAGUGGUGCCGAGCAUUACUUCAAGGCAUUUCCCAGCGACCCCGCCAACGAUUUCAACAUACAAAUGGCCAAGUUGGGCAAUGGCCUGCAGUCCGGUAAAUAUAGCAGCGUCAGUGAGAACUCGCUGGACAUGGAGCACAUGACGGGCAUAUCACCGGUCAUGUUCAAGAAUAUUGUCGGAAAGAAUCAUCCGGAAUUUAGCACGAAACAGCAGCAAGAUGCGAAUGAAUUCUAUUUGCAUUUGUUGUCGCUGCUCGAUCGCAAUUCACGCAAUCAAUUCAAUCCCGCCGAUGCGCUCAAGUUUCAGCUGGAGGAUCGUGUCGAGUGCAUGACCAGUCACAAGGUGAACUACAGGCUGCGCGAGGAGUACACCUUCGAGCUGCCCAUACCCCUCGAGCAGGCCACAAAUCUGGACGAGGUGCGUGAAUAUCAGGAGCGGGAGCAGGCAGCUCGGGCGAGCGGCCAGCGUCUCCUGGAUCGGGAUAUUGUGCGGCAUAAGGUGCCCCUGCAAGCGUGCCUCGAACGUUUCUUUGGCACCGAGAUCAUCGACCAGUUCUUCUCCACGGCCAUCAAUGCCAAGACGACGGCCAAGAAGAACACGCUGAUGGCCACCAUGCCCGAUUUCUUGAUGAUCCAUUUGGGUAAAUUUACGCUGGGCGAUGAUUGGGUGCCCAAGAAACUGGACGUUUCAGUGGAUAUGCCAGAUGAUCUGGAUCUGAGUGUUUGGCAUGCUCGAGGUGGCCUGCAGGCUGGAGAGGAAUUGCUCCCGGAACCGACUGCAGAGCCGCCAAAAUUUGUAUUUGAUGAGCAUGUGAUGUCGGAGCUGGUCAACAUGGGUUUUCCGCCGGAUGCGUGCAAACGUGCCUGUUUCCACACGCAAAAUAGCAGCUUGGAGGCUGCUUCGAAUUGGCUCAUGGAGCACAUUGCCGAUCCGGAUAUCUCCGAUCCGUUCGAGGUGCCGGCAAACAAUCGCAUUGGCGAUGGCGCCGCCGCAAAAUUUGUGGCCAAUCCCGAAAGUCUGGCCAUGCUGAUGAGCAUGGGCUUCGAUGAGAUGCAAGCGGUGGCCGCACUCAAAGCCACCGAUGGCAACGUGGAACGUGCCACAGAUUGGAUCUUCUCGCAUGCCGAUUGCAUCGAUGAGGUGCCUCCAGUUUCAGCGCCAACUCCAGCUUCAGCUCCAACAACUGCCACGGCGACGAGCAAUUAUCGCGAUGGCAAUGGUAAAUAUAAAUUGAUGGCGUUCAUCUCGCAUAUGGGCACCUCUGCCCAGGUGGGGCACUAUGUGUGCCACAUACGCAAACAGGGCGAAUGGGUGAUCUUCAAUGACACCAAGGUGGCCAAGUCACAGAAUCCGCCCAAGGAUCUGGGCUAUCUGUAUUUAUAUAUGCGCGAAGACUAACUGAUUGAUGAUCUCCUCUCUCCUCCUCCCUUAACUAACCAACCAAGCAAACAUCAAAUUUUUAAGAUUUGUGAAAUUUAUAUAUAUAUAAUAAACUGCUGUAUGUGAAAAAUAAAGAAAAACAACCGAUUCUAGUUGGCUGUAACCGAAUUCAAA
Drosophila grimshawi is the source of this 2751-nucleotide messenger RNA. It is a transcript of the gene Usp5, whose product is annotated as ubiquitin carboxyl-terminal hydrolase 5. The coding region runs from base 130 to 2595 and encodes 821 amino acids. NCBI's taxonomy places the organism in Eukaryota, Metazoa, Arthropoda, Insecta, Diptera, Drosophilidae. Gene Ontology annotation, biological process: protein deubiquitination. Gene Ontology annotation, molecular function: cysteine-type deubiquitinase activity; protein binding; zinc ion binding. The transcript has 2 exons. The record is from RefSeq and is a predicted model, not a curated record.